This is a messenger RNA of Microcebus murinus (gray mouse lemur), 4751 nucleotides long. The record is from RefSeq and is a predicted model, not a curated record. Lineage: Eukaryota; Metazoa; Chordata; Mammalia; Primates; Cheirogaleidae.
GGGGGGAGGGUUGCUGAAGCCGCCAUCUUGGAUUCCGCGGUAGCGGUGGCGGCGGUAACGCGCCGCUUCUGGGGAGUGGCUCUUCUCUCCCCCUCCCCCCGGUUCGGUAGCGGCAGCUCCUCCCACUGGGGGGGGUGGCGGGGCGGCGGUAGCAUCUACGGCUAUGGCGGCGACUACUGCUAACCCCGAAAUGACAUCAGAUGUACCAUCAUUGGGUCCAGCCAUUGCUUCUGGAAACCCUGGGUCUGGGAUUCAAGGUGGAGGAGCCAUUGUCCAGAGGGCUGUUAAGCGGCGACCAGGGCUGGAUUUUGAUGAUGAUGGAGAAGGAAACAGUAAAUUUUUGAGGUGUGAUGACGAUCAGAUGUCUAAUGAUAAGGAGCGUUUUGCCAGGGAAAAUCAUAGUGAAAUUGAACGGCGGCGACGGAACAAGAUGACAGCCUACAUCACAGAACUGUCAGAUAUGGUACCCACCUGUAGUGCCCUGGCUCGAAAACCAGACAAGCUAACCAUCUUACGCAUGGCAGUUUCUCACAUGAAGUCCUUGCGGGGAACUGGCAACACAUCUACUGAUGGCUCCUACAAGCCGUCUUUCCUCACUGAUCAGGAACUGAAACAUUUGAUCUUGGAGGCAGCAGAUGGCUUUCUGUUUAUUGUCUCUUGUGAGACAGGCCGGGUUGUAUAUGUCUCUGACUCGGUAACUCCUGUUUUGAACCAGCCACAGUCUGAAUGGUUUGGCAGCACACUCUAUGAUCAGGUGCACCCAGAUGAUGUGGAUAAACUUCGUGAGCAGCUUUCCACUUCAGAAAAUGCCUUGACAGGGCGUAUCCUGGAUUUAAAGACUGGAACGGUGAAAAAGGAAGGUCAGCAGUCUUCCAUGAGGAUGUGUAUGGGCUCAAGGAGAUCAUUUAUUUGCCGGAUGAGGUGUGGCAACAGCUCUGUGGACCCAGUCUCUGUGAAUAGACUGAGCUUUGUGAGGAAUAGAUGCAGGAAUGGACUUGGCUCUGUGAAGGAUGGGGAACCUCACUUCGUGGUCGUCCACUGCACAGGUUACAUCAAGGCUUGGCCACCAGCAGGUGUUUCCCUCCCAGAUGAUGACCCAGAGGCUGGCCAGGGGAGCAAGUUUUGCCUAGUUGCCAUUGGCAGAUUGCAGGUAACUAGUUCUCCCAACUGUACAGACAUGAGUAAUGUUUGCCAACCAACAGAAUUUAUCUCCCGACACAACAUUGAGGGGAUCUUCACUUUUGUGGAUCAUCGCUGUGUGGCUACUGUUGGCUACCAGCCACAGGAACUAUUAGGAAAGAAUAUCGUAGAAUUCUGUCAUCCUGAAGACCAACAACUUCUAAGAGAUAGCUUCCAACAGGUGGUAAAAUUAAAAGGCCAGGUGCUGUCUGUCAUGUUCCGGUUCCGGUCCAAGAAUCGAGAAUGGCUCUGGAUGAGAACUAGUUCCUUUACUUUCCAGAACCCUUACUCAGAUGAAAUUGAGUACAUCAUCUGUACCAACACCAAUGUGAAGAACUCUAGCCAGGAACCACGGCCUACACUAUCCAACACAAUCCAGAGGCCACAGCUAGGUCCUACAGCCAGUUUACCCCUGGAGAUGGGCUCAGGGCAGCUGGCAUCCAGGCAGCAACAACAGCAAACAGAAUUGGACAUGGUACCAGGAAGAGAUGGACUGGCCAGUUACAAUCAUUCCCAGGUUUCUGUUCAGCCUGUGACAGCCACAGGACCAGAGCACAGCAAGCCCCUUGAGAAGUCAGAUGGUCUAUUUGCCCAGGAUAGAGAUCCAAGAUUUUCAGAAAUCUAUUCCAACAUCAAUGCGGAUCAGAGUAAAGGCAUCUCCUCCAGCACUGUCCCUGCCACCCAACAGCUAUUCUCCCAGGGCAACACAUUCCCUCCUACCCCCCGGCCGGCAGAGAAUUUCAGGAAUAGUGGUUUGGCCCCUCCUGUAACCAUUGUCCAACCAUCAGCUUCUGCUGGACAGAUGUUGGCCCAGAUUUCCCGCCACUCCAACCCCACCCAGGGAUCAGCCUCAACUUGGACCCCUAGUACCCGCCCAGGCUUCUCUGCCCAGCAGGUGACUACCCAGGCUACAGCCAAGACUCGUACUGCCCAAUUUGGUGUGGGCAACUUUCAGACUCCAUCCUCCUUCAGCCCCAUGUCCCUCCCUGGACCUCCCACCGCAUCACCUGGUGCUGCUGCCUACCCUAGUCUCACCAAUCGUGGAUCCAGCUUUGCUCCUGAGACUGGACAGACUACAGGACAAUUCCAGAACGAGGGUCGUGUUUGGCUCAGUGGCAAGCCAGCAGGUCAUCAUCGUUAGUCUAGUGAGAGCAUGUUCAAACAGCCAUCAGCACAGCAACCUGGUCAGCCUGAGGUUCCAGAGAUGCUCUCCAUGCUGGGAGACCAGAGCAACAGCUAUAACAAUGAAGAAUUUCCUGAUUUAACUAUGUUUCCCUCUUUUUCAGAAUAGAACUAUUGGGGUGAGGAUAAGGGGUGGGGGAGAAAAAUCAUUGUUUGUUUUUUAAAAGCAAAUCUUUCUGUAAACAGAAUAAAAGUUCCUCUCCCUUCCCUUCCCUCACCCCUAACAUGUAUCCCCUUUCCCUUUUGGCUUUUCUCCUGCCCUCCUGCCUUCUGAGGUAACAUUUAUAGAAGAAAUUGACCGAAUUCCCCAAGGCUUUUAGGACCCUUUGAAAAUUUGAGGCUGGGUGAAGUUAGAAUGCCUUUCCUUAUGCCUCCUGACCAGAAGUUGUACAGUGAUGAUUUGUGCUAGGGUCAAGAAGCAGGUUAGAAGAAUCUGAUAUCCACUAUUUGCCUUGAAUACUAUGUCUUGUUUUUGGAAAAAAUUAUUCAUAAAGAGUGGAAGAGAGGAGAAAUGUCCUCAUAUUUGAGGGCUGUGAAACAUGGUAGGUAUAUAUGGGACUUUAGGAAGUAAGCAUAGGCUCUUUCUGCUGCCUGUGAGCAAUUCCUCUGGAAAGAAACAUGUUAGUAAGUGAGAGUGUGUGUGUGUAUGUGUAUGCGCAUGUGCGUGCGUGUGUUCUGUGCACGUUUCUUGUAUUUCUUUCUUUCUCCCUAUUAGGGAGUUAUGCAGAAUUUGUCCCAGAUUUUAUCUUUGUCUUUCAGUGUGCUUUUCAAAGAGUCCUAAGGAGUUAAAUCUUCUAGGCAUUUUCUACUUAGUGUUGCCCAGCCAAAGAAUAUUUAAAUAAAUGUCUUUGCUGCGCUUACAUCCAUGCCUAGCCAACAUGCAACUGUAAAGCAGAUUUAUACAGUCUUUUGUUAUGGUUGGUCUCUCAUCGAACAUAUUUGGUGAAAAAGCUGGAUUACUCCUGCUUUUGGUGCUCUCACUUUAUUUGGAAGAUCUGCAUACAUUACUGAAAUAGACUGGCAAGAUAAACACUUUCAGAAACCCUAGACUUGGCCAUAAAGAUAAUGCUGCAUUUUUCUGUCAGAAUCACAUAUGAUGUGUGUUCUAUAGAGGUUAUUUUUGCAUGGAAACUCAACUUCUUGGAUUAGCAGUCCAGUGAAAAUCCUCACUAUUGGACUGUAAACCAAAUACAAAGCCCUCUUUGCAAAGUAGCCUCUUUCAUCCCAUCCUCAAAAUAUCUAUUUUAGCAAGAAACUGAGAUAUAGGUGUUUCCUGGGCCUAUAGUUCUUUCUUUUUUGCUCCUUCUCUAAUCUUGAGAUUGGGUUUUGCUUUAGAGUACAAGUGUAAUAACUCUGUGUGACGGAUGAAGUCUGGAUGCCCAUCCCAACAGGGUCACUUGGUAAUUAACUAUAGCCAUAUAGAUGCUGAUACAGGUUACUACUCUCUCCCCUUCCGUUCCUCAGGUAACAGUCAUGUAUAUCAGCCUUUUUUUUUGUAAUUGGCUCCGGCCAGUAUGUAAGUGCAAGACUGAAUUAAUGAGAAGAUAUGUUAAAUGUAGUCACAGGGACUAAGGAGACAGUUGGCCUUGGAGAGGCUGAAGGAAUGUCAUUUACUGGGUUUUUCCCUCCCUUUUGUCUCCAGUGCCAGGUAGUAGAGUGAAAAAGGAGACAGUUUAUUUUUUUAUUCUAUGUGCACACAGUAUACAUAUAUAUUUAUAUCACAAUUUACGAAACCAAAAAGUUGAGUUUCCAAUGGAAUCUGUGUUUUUAAUAAUCAAGUGUUUUUAAAUGUGAUCAGGACUAUAAUAUUGUACAGUUAUUAUAGGGCUUUUGGGAAAGGGGAAGAUAGGGAGAAGAUGCUCUGGGGGUUUUGUUUCUGCUUUUCCUUCAGGGUUUUAUUUUUGAUUGUUUUGUUUUCCUGUUGGCCAUUUCUGUAUUGCUGGCAUCUGUGCUAAGCCUUACAGUGGCAAAAAUAAUGAUAUGUAGCAAAGAUUUUAAAACAAAAUAUUUUUUCCUUUUGUAAAAUUUCUUGUGUUGUGUGAUCUUGAUUGCGGCUUUAUCAUUCCUUUUCAGCUCAUAAACAACAAACACCCACAACUAAAGGGAUCCAUAGCUUGAGCUCCAAACAUGCAAGCAUAAAGCACAUUGUGAGUCUUUAAUUUCAGGAAUCAGAAAUCACAGGGCUCUGAUCACUCUGUGUCCCUCCCUCUCACUAGUCCUCCUGAUCCUGACACAUUCUGAGUAAAAUCAGCCUGGACAUUCUGACUGUGAGAUGGGGGUUGGGGGCUGGGGCUUGCCCAAGUCCGUGAGAGAGAAGGGGUAAGAGUUGGCACUUGAAACCACAUAUGGAUACCUUCCUUCAGUGUGUCCUCUUCUGGAUUAAAAGGAGU